Molecule: messenger RNA, 525 nt
Organism: Microplitis mediator
Lineage: Eukaryota; Metazoa; Arthropoda; Insecta; Hymenoptera; Braconidae
Exons: 5
Coding region: 73-513 (146 amino acids)
Source: RefSeq, a predicted model, not a curated record
UAGCGCCCGAUAAUCGUUUUAUUAUCAAUUGAAAAAUAGUCUUUAGUCACUGACGGGUGUAAUAAAUUUAUAAUGAUUGAAAAAUUAUUUAUUUACUUUAUUUUAAUUAUUUCGCUAUCAAGCCCAAUAUUUUCGGUGCCAAUCCAUAAAAAUUGUUAUAUCAGCAAUGAUUUAAUAAAUCUUAUUAAACAAUUAGAGGGUUGUGUGGAACCGCUAAAAGAAAACGAAGUUCCCAUUGGAAUGGAAUUCGAGCUUGUACGUGAAUAUUCUAAGAGUGAUAUUUUCAAGAAAUAUGGCUGGGAUACUAAAAGUUCAGCCGCUACUUUUGUGAUUAAUGGGAAAAUUAUAAGUGUCGAUUUAAAUGAUAACAGUCCAUUAAGUCGGAGGCUUGUACUUUUUAUGACCGAUGAUCGAACAGAGGAUUCAGCAGUAUUAAUAUUAAACUUUACGAUUGAUCGAAUACCUAUUGAUGAAUGUGAUGGAACGAGUCAUUUGAAACCACCGAUCCACUGAAGUCAAUUUUAG